AUGUCUUUCCCGACAAAACCUAUCGCACGAUUGACUGGCCACGCCGGCAUUGUCCAUGCCGUCGCCUACUCUUCCGGCUCUCAAACCUACAUUCUCACCGGCGCCUCCGACCGUACCAUCCGUCUUUACAACCCAUCGAAAGCGCCGCCUACCUCAACCGCUCCUACCACGUCCUCACAAUCGCCCCCGGGUCUCGUGAACAAAUAUACCGCGCACGGCUAUGAAGUCCUCAGCAUUGACGUCAACUCGGCCAACGACAAGUUUGUGAGCACAGGCGGCGACAAAACAGUUUUCCUCUGGGACGUGCAGACGGCGCAGACGGUGCGCCGUUGGACUGGCCAUGCUGGGCGUGUGAACCGCGGCGUUUUCGGAGGCGAGGGCGACAGCAUCAUAGCGACCGGGUCAUACGAUGGGACGGUCAGAAUCUGGGAUACCAAGUCCAACGCGUACAAGCCCAUCAUGACACUUUCAGACGCCAAAGACAGUAUUUCUGAUGUUACGAUACACGACGCGGAUAUUCUGGCUGCGAGCGUCGACGGUCGCGUCAGGAAUUAUGAUCUCAGAAUGGGCAUGUGUCAGGUUGAUGUUAUAGGACCGAGUUGCACGAGUUUGGCUGUCAGUAAAAAGGGUACUGAGGUUCUGGUCGGAUCCCUGGAUUCUACUGUGAGGCUCAUGGACCGGACGAAUGGGGAAGUACUCAAAACCUACAAGGACGACGCCUUCGUGAACAAGCAUUUGAGAGUCAGGAGCACGCUAGGCCUGAAUGAUAGCGUAGUACUUAGUGGAAGUGACGACGGCAUGGUGUUUGCGUGGGAUAUGUUGGAGGGAACGUGUUUGUAUAAGUUUAAGCAUUCCGAGAUGAGGGAAGUAAGAGGUGCAGCGCCUGUCAUACCAACAAAAGCAAACAAGGACGUCGUGUCUGCUGUGGCCUUCUGUAAAACAAGGAGGGAGUGGUGUAGUGGUGGUGGCGAUGGCAAUGUCAUUGUUUGGGGCAUGGGAAGCUGA
This is a messenger RNA of Alternaria postmessia, 1005 nucleotides long. RefSeq lists its product as uncharacterized. The transcript has a single exon. Gene Ontology annotation, cellular component: catalytic step 2 spliceosome. NCBI's taxonomy places the organism in Eukaryota, Fungi, Ascomycota, Dothideomycetes, Pleosporales, Pleosporaceae. The record is from RefSeq and is a predicted model, not a curated record. Gene Ontology annotation, molecular function: protein binding. Gene Ontology annotation, biological process: mRNA splicing, via spliceosome. The coding region runs from base 1 to 1005 and encodes 334 amino acids.